Messenger RNA from Botrytis fragariae, 1020 nucleotides. RefSeq names its product putative mitochondrial outer membrane protein. Bases 1 to 1020 code for a protein of 339 amino acids. Gene Ontology annotation, cellular component: SAM complex. The record is from RefSeq and is a predicted model, not a curated record. NCBI's taxonomy places the organism in Eukaryota, Fungi, Ascomycota, Leotiomycetes, Helotiales, Sclerotiniaceae. The transcript has 3 exons. Gene Ontology annotation, biological process: mitochondrion organization.
AUGCCUCCUUCAAAUGAAUCAACCUCGUCUACGAGGCCGAAGCAGAAUGAGAGAAAAGAUGGCUCGACUACUCAGAAAGAUACCACAUACAAUCAAUCCAAUUUCACUCGACAGACAAAUGCCGUGAAGGAUUUAUUCAGUAUACCUAGACCGGUUAAGAAAUUGUUUGAUAAAGUUCCUGUUGUUACAUAUCCAGCAAACGAACUACCACAAAGGAGUCCUGGGGCAAAGGGUAGAAGAAGUGAUAGAGAUGCUAGAUUGCCCAGUUUAUAUAUCUUCUGUAGAGAGGGCGACGAAGAGAAUGGAGGCAGACCAAGUUUUAAUCCAGGAUGUUUGAAAUGGCAGACGUUCUUAAAUCUCGCAGGAGUUAAUCAUAACAUUGUCUCUUCAAAUAAUCAUGCUUCACCUACUGGUGUCCUACCUUUCCUCUUACCAGGCAUCAAAUCGGAUUCCUCACAAGAUGACUACCUUCCGAUACCAAGCAAUGGACUGGUGAAAUAUGCAAAGGAACAAGGGAAAAAAGUCUCUGAACCGAAGAGUAGAAAAUUGGAAGCUUAUCAAGCUUUAAUAGAUCAUAAUAUACGAAAUGCUUGGCUACACACUCUUUAUCUAACCCCCUCGAAUUUCCACGCAAUAGCCGCUCCUCUCUACAUAAACCCGGCCUCCUCCUCUCUUCCAGUCCGCCUCUAUACAGCCCAUCAACUGCGCUCCGCAGCCGAAUCGGAGUUGCGCAAGAGCGCGGAGAUUAUCAACGAGGAUAUGAUUUAUAGGGAGGCGGACAGAGCAUGGGAAGCACUCAGUUUGUUACUUGGGGAUGAGAAAUGGUUUGCUGGGGAUGCGCCGGGCCUUUUUGAUGCGAGCGUUUUCGCUUAUACGUGGUUAUUGGGUGAUGAGGGGUUGGGGUGGGGAAAGGGUGAUAAGAGGUUGGCGGAGGGAGUGGGCAGGUGGAGAAAUCUUGAGAGGCAUAGAGACAGGGUAUUUAGGAGGUGCUGGGGGGAGGGAGAUGGUGUACUGGUAUGA